Messenger RNA from Ruditapes philippinarum (Manila clam), 1754 nucleotides. RefSeq lists its product as uncharacterized. The record is from RefSeq and is a predicted model, not a curated record. Bases 711 to 1409 code for a protein of 232 amino acids. The transcript has 2 exons. NCBI's taxonomy places the organism in Eukaryota, Metazoa, Mollusca, Bivalvia, Venerida, Veneridae.
AGCCAUUUCUAUCCGAAUAUGUUAUGAUCUCGCGAGAAUUUUUUAACUCCACCCCUUCCUGAUGUAAACAAAAUGAUGCUGGAUGCCGCUAAAAUGUCAAAGUAACAUAACAUGGAAAUUAGACAGAUUAAGACCCACAUCCGGGGCAAGUAUAGGUCCUACACAGAAAGUGACCUGAAUGAAGCUUACAGGACAGUAAUAGAAGAAGGAUUGCCUGUAGAGAGAGUUGCCAAAAGGUUUAGUGUGCCUGUCACAACCCUUAAAGAUAGAGUUAAGGGGAGAGUUGAUAUUGACACUGUAAAAUCAGGUCCCCAAACUAUAUUUAGUCAAGAGCAGGAAGCUUUCUUAAGUUUACUUAAAUGAACAUUUGAAAACUAUGGCAGAAAUUGGUUUAAGACACCAGACUCCGCAUACUUUGUUUUUCCUGGAGCAAGAAUGUUGCCAGCUUUAUUGGAAGGCGCUACAGCAGGGUCUCAAGGUGAUGUCUCAGAGUCAGGGUGGUCAAAUACAGAAAUAUUUACUAAUUACAUGAUUCAGCAUUUAGAGCCAUUACUGCCAAGUCGCACUAAAGAAAACCAAGUUCUGGUGUUGUACGAUGGUCAUAAAAGUCAUGUUUCUCUAGGUCUUAUUGAGUGGGCAAGAUCACAACACAUCAUUCUUUUCGUACUUCCACCACAUUGUUCACAUCUAUUACAACCUAUAGAUGUUUCAUGUAUUGCACCUUUGAGGUAGGAUGGAAUUCAGCAUGUCAUCAAUACCUGAGAGAAUAUGUUUGUCGUGUAGUUACGCGCUAUGAAGUUGGUAAAAUAGCAAGCAAAGUAUACACAGCAACCCUCACACCUGUCAAUAUACAGUCUGCCUUCAAACGCUGUGGUUUUUACCCAUUUAACUCUGAUGUUGUAAGUGAUGCUUCUAUUGCACAUUCUUUGAGUUUUCAAACUGAAAUCACUAAUUCAUCUGAAAUUGUUGAUGGUAGUAAAAAAGGCCAAGAUAAGCUAUCAAUUGCAUCAGAUGCUAGGUCAUUUCUAGAAAAUAGAGGAAGUAAAGUUUUGCAAAAUGUUCCACUUGCUAAGACAAGAAAGACUUUAAGUAAGGUUGUUGGAGGGAAAGCGGUAACUGAAGACCAAGUGUUUGAUGCAGUUAAAACACAUAUUUCAGACCAAAAGUCAAAUAAGUCCAAGCGUAUCAACACCCCUGUUGUUAGUACAUCUGGUAUUCCAAACAAAAUAAAAAAGUCAAAAGACUAUGUUGUUGCUAAUACUGACUCGGAUGUUCAGGAAAAUGACAUUCUAGAUUCUGACAAGUGUAUUGUUUGCAGGCGUCACAAUGUAAAAGACAUUGACAAAUUGCCAUAUUUAACUAUGUUAACUGGGGAUGUUGUGACAGGUGUGAUGGGUGGGUUCACCUGAGGUUUUGCAGUCCAGUUAGAGUGCUAAGAAGGAAUGACACUUUUCUGUGCCCUUCUUGCUCUAAUGAACAAUAGACUUAUCUGUUAAGUUAUUUUAUAUAAAAAAAUGAAAAAAAAAUGAAAGGAAAAAUAAAACUUCAACAGUUAACGUUUUAUUAUGUUGUUGGACACUACCAUUAUUUUCAAAAAUUGUUCUACAUUGUUUGGAAUAAGUUGCUUUCUUCUUGGACUUAUAGUAUUUUACUGAUAUACAGUGUGAACAACUUUUUUGACCACCCUGUAUCUUAAUUUCCUCGACCAAUGAAAAUCGUCGAAAAUAUAAGACGUCAUUUUUCUCAGAAACCAA